AUGUCAACUAGACAUGCGAUGUCGCUUCAUCAUUCAGAUCGUCGUUCGUUAGACGUGCUCCGGGGGCACAAUCAGCGUGGAGACUCGCUCAUCGCUGCACCUAUGGACAUGCAGAGCAAGGAGUUUGACCUUCCGGCAGAAAUCAUCUCAAAGAUCAUAGCGUUCAUCGGCGCCAAGACCAUCUUGCGCGCCAGGGCAGUGUGCCACAAGUGGAACCAUCUAAUUGCACGCUCAGAACAGCUCUGGCGGGUGGUAGCAGUGGAGUGGGGUCUCAUCCCACACAUCGAUGCGCCUCUUCCUUCCCCAGGCACGCGGCAAAGCCAAUGCGACGGUCAAGCGCUCUUGGAGUCUAGUGGCUUCUUCUCUUCCUUCCAAUUUUUCAAAUCUCUUUGUCGGGAGUACCUCGCGCUCACCAACACGUGGAUCAAUCCACGUCUGCAUCACUACCUGAACGAUUGCAAGCCGGGAAGGGAAGACUUACUGCCACGCGGGGGAUUUGGACCUCGGACGGAUCGCAGAUCUGACUUGGCUUUUCGAUUCGCUGCCGCGACCCAAAGUGGGCACAUCAAUCUCUUUUGCAUCGAUGUCUCGCAACGCGCCUUUCACCUUCAGUCUCUACACAUGAUCCGCUGCGUGAAGCGGAUACUCCAGUGGUCCAGGACUCUGCAACAGCUCAUGACGCCCAGACGCUCACUCGUGACUGAGCCUUUGGCGCUCGAUUGGGAUCUGCUUAGCCUCGACAUGGGCUUUGUGGCCGUGUGGAAUGGGCAAGUAGAUGCGGCCUGCCGGGUUGAGGUCUGGAAAGAGCAAGAGACGAGCGCUUAUGUGAAGCACACCGAGUUGACUCUUCCUCGACAAAGCGCAGGCAGGCUACUCAAGCUGCAUUUGCAUUACCCUUUCUGUGGGGUCCUGUGGCGCUAA
This is a messenger RNA of Ceraceosorus bombacis, 921 nucleotides long. NCBI's taxonomy places the organism in Eukaryota, Fungi, Basidiomycota, Exobasidiomycetes, Ceraceosorales, Ceraceosoraceae. The record is from the annotation of a GenBank genome assembly.